Molecule: messenger RNA, 615 nt
Organism: Helianthus annuus (common sunflower)
Lineage: Eukaryota; Viridiplantae; Streptophyta; Magnoliopsida; Asterales; Asteraceae
Exons: 1
Coding region: 1-615 (204 amino acids)
Source: RefSeq, a predicted model, not a curated record
AUGGGAAAUCUAAUAGGUACUUGUUGCAUGGCAAGCAAAGAGUCUUUUGUGAAAGUUAUAUAUUGGGAAGGGAACACCAAAACCCUAACUGGGAGAAGAAGAUUAGCUGGCGAGAUCAUGUUUGAGUUCCCAGAAAGCAUGGUGUGUGAUGCCGAUCGCUUCUUUAUCGGCCACGCGAUACCAGCUUUGGCCAUUGAUGACCAGCUCAUUCCCGGCAAAACCUAUCUCGUUCUUCCACUUGAUAUCUUCUCUACCGAGAUCCUCUCAGUUUCUUCCAUAUCUGCCUUUGUUGCGCUGAACCAUAGGCGUACUGCAGCCGAUCUCAAGGAUGGUCCUUUAGAGUACAUAAAUGGAUCAAAUGGGAGUAUUUUGAUGAAGGUGAAACCUGAGUUUAUGGCAAGACAUCUUAGUUGUAGAGGUGGUCAUGGUAAUGAUCAAGAAAAUGAUGUUACAAGCAUUCAUGCGCCUACUAGUUUGUGUAGUACGCCUGAGUUACAGAAGGAGUAUAAGCAGUUGGUUAGAUCUAAGGAUCAAACAUGGUCACCUAAUCUUGAUACCAUUUCAGAAGCUAAUAAAAUUAGGUAUUCUCCUUAUAGAAUCAUAGGGUUGGAGUAG